GACACAUUUGUUCCUUGGGGUAUCAUUUCUCUUCAACAGUGGCGGAAGUGAAAUAAGACUACAUUAUUGCAAGAACAAGCUUUAUUCCUCUACGAUUGCUCUUUGGGGUGAAUAAUUCUGAUUUCAAACCAUGGCUGUCCGAGCUGGUGCAGAUGACUUGGUGAAGAUCACAAAUUUCACACGACAAGAUAUAGAAGUACUUCAGCACCGCUUCAUCGGGCUCCUUCCACCACAACAGUCACCAGGCAUAGGAAGCGAUCGUGACCCAUUGGCGGCAUUAUACGCAGGAAAGAUUGAUCGUGCUCGCUUUCGGGACUUGUUGGCAGAUGUGUUUGGGGUCGAUGACUCGCUCCUGAUGGACAGAGUUUUUCGAUCAUUCGAUACAGAUGCGGACAACUAUAUCUCAUAUGAAGAGUUCAUCCGAGGAAUGUCAGUUUUCCUGAAAGGCAGACCAGAGGAACGUGCGCGUUUCUGUUUUCGAGUAUACGAUCUGAACGGUGAUCGGUACAUAUCAAAGGAGGAGAUGUUCCAGAUGUUACGUAAUUGUCUCGUACGUGGCCAAGAGGAAGAUGAAGACGGUGUCAAGGAUCUGGUAGAUCUGGUCCUGAAGAAGCUGGACGAGGACAGGGACGGACGGGUGAGCGAAAGCGACUGGGCUACUGUAAUUGGAAAAGAGAACCUAUUGAUGGAAGCGUUUGGACAAUGCCUGCCGCGAAAAAAGACAGUGGAGCGAUACUUGAGUCCAGCAUCAGAAAAAGAUGGCGUGACUGGUAGUAAACUGGUCCGGCUGUCUCUAACUGCCCCUUAUCCAUCCUACCCACUCGCCGCUCGCCUCACUACGGGAGCGCUUGGAAGUAGUACGGCGAGUCUCACAAGUGAGCUGGGUACAGAUGCAGUGGAGCCAGUUCAACUCAGACAUGGGCAUGCCCCGGCACAACGCAGAAUGAUUGCCGGUCGUACAAAGGACUCGCACAGCUCAGCAAGCACGGUGCCGCGGAUGUCCGGUGUUGCAGGCGGCAAUGCUAGCAAUCAUUCCGCACAACCGAUCCAGGGUAAAAAGGGUCGUGUAGUUGCCCUCUGAAUGUACUUGUUUAGGUGAUGUUGAUGUGACAAGUGUGAAUAUGACUUACAAGCAUUUCACCAUUCUCGCUGAAGCUACAGCAGCUUGAGAUGGCCUGUUAACUCAGUUGUCGUACUUUCCGGGCCUGUAGAUAUCUUUA
Messenger RNA from Spizellomyces punctatus DAOM BR117, 1220 nucleotides. RefSeq lists its product as uncharacterized. Gene Ontology annotation, molecular function: calcium ion binding. Lineage: Eukaryota; Fungi; Chytridiomycota; Chytridiomycetes; Spizellomycetales; Spizellomycetaceae. The coding region runs from base 131 to 1081 and encodes 316 amino acids. The record is from RefSeq and is a predicted model, not a curated record. The transcript has 4 exons.